AUGUAUACUCACCGAUUAUUGCCGACGCACCCCGCGUGGAUUUACGCUACCCAAUUGAUGCAACUGGAGUGUCUUGGGUAUGCCUACAGAUGCUGGAGAAGACAAUGGAAAGGCGAGGGUCAGAGAUACUCGGGAGGUGCCAUAGUCUGGCAAAUCAACGACUGCUGGCCGGUAGCUUCGUGGGCUCUCGUUGAUUAUUACCGUCGUCCCAAACUAGCUUUUUACUCGGUCAAGAGAGAAAGUCGGACCGUGGGAGUUGGAAUGUACAGAACUGAAGAGAAACAUACUCCAGAACAAGCCAAAGCUGUAUCCGAAGCUGGACCACCACAUGACUACAGCAAAGCUGAUCUUUACGUUGAUAUUUGGGGAGUCAAUUCCAGUGUCGUUGAUAUCCCAGCAAUAUUGAAGGUUGAUAUCUAUAACGUUACAUCCGGCGAAAAGGUGGAUUCGUUGGACGAUAGGGCAAUUGUGUUGAAACAGAACCAGACAACGGAGCUUGUUUCUCGUCACUUUCUCAAAUACGAUUUUCCAGUUGUGGUCUACAGCAGAUUUGUAUCUGAAGACGGCUCUGUUAUUGGAAGCGCUGCCGACUGGCCACAGCCACUCAAGUAUCUCAAGUUUAAUGACAGAGAGAUUUCAUUCAGAGUUGAGGAAAACAAAAUUGUUCUCUCUGCUAAUAAGCCUGUCAAGGGAGUCGAGGUGGUUCUCAAGAACGACUUGUUCUUGGAGGAUAACGGAUUUGACAUUUUUCCUGGAGAUGAAAAGGUUGUUGGUGUCCAGGGUAUUAGAGAGGAAGAUGUGGAGUCUGUCAGGUACUACGGAAAUUAG
Meyerozyma guilliermondii ATCC 6260 is the source of this 828-nucleotide messenger RNA. RefSeq lists its product as uncharacterized. The transcript has a single exon. Gene Ontology annotation, molecular function: beta-mannosidase activity. The record is from RefSeq and is a predicted model, not a curated record. NCBI's taxonomy places the organism in Eukaryota, Fungi, Ascomycota, Pichiomycetes, Serinales, Debaryomycetaceae. Gene Ontology annotation, biological process: glycoprotein catabolic process. The coding region runs from base 1 to 828 and encodes 275 amino acids.